Messenger RNA from Candoia aspera, 2087 nucleotides. It is a transcript of the gene ANTXRL, whose product is annotated as ANTXR like. The record is from RefSeq and is a predicted model, not a curated record. Lineage: Eukaryota; Metazoa; Chordata; Lepidosauria; Squamata; Candoiidae. Gene Ontology annotation, cellular component: plasma membrane; cell surface. Gene Ontology annotation, molecular function: transmembrane signaling receptor activity. The transcript has 15 exons. Bases 1 to 1551 code for a protein of 516 amino acids.
AUGCUCAUUUACAUAUGCCAUGUGACAGAAAUCAGAGGAAGUCUGUUUUGGACUGUGCUGUCUGCUGUUCGCUUUUCAAUCUCAUUGCACUGUUUGCAUUGUUGCUUUCUUAUAUCAAUACCUUGGGGGCUUGCAGCAUUAUCUGUUGACAAAGCACCAGCUUACAGGCUUAUCUUUUUUGCAAGGGAAGUCAUCCGCCGUGGUCUUGCCAUUCUCCAGAGAGUAGUGCCUGGAGGAGACACAUUCAUGCAUGAAGGCUUCAGAAGGGCAAAUGAACAGAUCUACCAGGAAAAUAAUGGAGGACUCCAGACAGCAAGUGUGAUCAUAGCCCUUACUGAUGGGGAGCUGCAAGAGGCUCAGUUUUAUUAUGCAGAGAAAGAAGCUGACAGAGCAAGAAUACUUGGAGCAAUUGUCUACUGUAUUGGGGUGAAAGACUUUAAUGAAACACAGCUGUCGACCAUUGCAGACAGCAUUGAUCACGUUUUCCCCGUGGCUGGUGGAUUUUAUGCUCUCAGAGGCACCAUAGAUUCAAUUCUGAAGAAAUCGUGCAUUGAGAUAUUGGCAGCUGAACCAUCGAGCAUCUGUGCAGGAGAAUCCUACCAAGUGGUGGUGAAAGGCAAUGGCUUUUACUAUGCAAGGAAUAUUGAUCAAGUGCUCUGCAGUUUCAAGAUCAAUAAUAGUAUCAUUCUCAAUGAAAAGCCAACAAUUGUUCAAGAUACAUACUUACUUUGCCCAGCUCCAGUAAUAAAAGAUGUGGGACAGAUGAUUUUCCUGCAAGUCAGUAUGAACAAUGGGUUAACAUUUAUCACAAGCUCAGUCAGCAUUACCAGCGCAAACUGUCUUCAUGGGACCAUCCUUUUCAUUGCACUGUUGAUUCUGUUCCUGCUUUUGGCUUUAACCCUCCUUUGGUGGUUUUGGCCACUCUGCUGCACAUUGGUUAUCAAGGAACCUCCAUCUCCACCUCCUCUAGAUCUUGAAUCAGAAGAUGAAAAUGGGAUGCCAAAAAAGAAGUGGCCCACAGUAGAUGCAUCUUAUUAUGGAGGAAGAGGUGUUGGUGGGAUCAAAAGAAUGGAGGUAAAGUGGGGUGACAAAGGAUCAACAGAGGAAGGAGCAAAACUAGAGAAGCCAAAGAACGCCAUCAUCAAAUUACCAGAACAGGAAUAUGAGCCAUGGGAGCCAAAGCCAAAGAAAUACCAUCUGCAGAAGCUGCCCUCACAGAGGAUGUGGUAUUCUCCCAUAAAGGGCAAGCUGGAUGCUUUAUGGGCACUUGUUAGACGAGGCUAUGACCAAGUUUCUCUUCUGAGACCACAGCCAGGUGAUAAGGGGCGGUGCAUGCAUUUUGCACGAAUGAAACCAGAUGGAACACUCAUCUCCUAUCAGCCACCGGCGAAGUCACCGCAGCCACACAUCCUCAACAAUGCACCAAGACAUCCAUCCGUUCCAGAACCAUUCCAGCCUCCUCCCUGCAGGCAGCUCCCUCCUGGACCUCCCCCAUCAAGGCACCCACCAGGGCCACCGCCAUCUCGCCCACCACCUCAGCCUCUAAUAUAAAGUACAGAAAUGAAGAUGGUUCUAAUCCAGUUCUUGGCGGAAGACAGUACAUUCACCUUCCAUAGACAAAAUCGAUUUUGUUGCUGGGCAACAAAAAGAAAAUGCUAGUGUCAAUUUAUAUUAGUUAAUUAUAUUUAUAUUACAAUUGCCAUAUAAAAAUAUGUUACUAAGCUCAGAACUCCUUUUGCUUGAAUGCAUCAGACAUUCACGCAACUGGAAACCAAUAACUUCUGUAUUUCCCAUAGUGAAUGCAAAAUGCAGAAACAGAAGAAAAUGUUGACAGCAAAAAGAUACCUGUAUUAUUCACUGUUGUAAGUGCUGUUAAUGCCAUGGGAAAAAUCUCUUACUUCUCUGUUUUUAUUGUAUAAUAAGAUGCCGUAUGGUAGAUUCAGCCAUCAGGCUCCUCUGGUAGGUGUCCUGAGCCUCUGUUGCUUUGCGGAUUAGCUAAAACUGCAAGACUUCAGGUGAGGUUGAUGGUCCUAGGCAAAGCCUGCCAGCCCCCACUUCAGGUCAGUAACAUCCAGCUGCAAGCACAA